CUAGGCGGGAAAGUCCCGCCUCUUCUGUUUACGUUCCCUGCAAGAUGGCGGCGCCCAGAGCGUUCCUGCACCUGGGCCCCCGAGAAUGGAGUGGGAGAGCCAGGCGCAUCCACGGCAGGAGUGAGCUGGCGACCCCAGACGGCGGUCGGGCGGAGAGAAGAACGCUGCUGCAGCUCCUCUCAGAUCACUUCCAGGACAUCCAGACUCUGAGAGAGUACUUGCUGCAGAGACAGAUCUCGAAAGUCAGCUGGGAGAAUCGAUCCUUCACUAAGAUCCAUGAGAAAUAUGGCCCAUAUGUCGCGGGUGCUUUCUUCAUCCUGAAGCAGGGAGGCGCAGUGAAGUUUCAGGACAAGGAGUGGAUCCGGCCAGCCGGCCGUGGCCACUUUCUUGCUGAGCUUCCGACAUUGCAGAAGGUGCCUGUGGAGGCUGUGGAUGCCAGUGGCUGUGCCAUCAACUACCAGGGCCUGAGUAACCUCUUGCCCCUGAAGGAGCUGCGGUCCCUGUCCCUGCAGCGCUGCCCCAACUUGGACGACUGGUGCCUCAGCCGCCUCCACCCACUGGCUGGCUCGCUGCAGGAGCUCUCGCUGGCUGGGUGCCCCAGGAUCUCAGAACGGGGCCUUGCCUGCCUCCACCACCUCCAGAACCUCCGCAGGCUGGACAUCUCAGACCUCCCUGCUGUGUCCCACCCAGGUCUCACCCAGAUCCUGGUGGAAGAGAUGCUGCCCCACUGUGAGGUCCUUGGAGCUGACUGGGCCCAGGGAUGUAAGCUGGGGCCAGGCGAGCAGCCUCCGGACACAUGUAGCCCCCUCUCUUCCUAGCUUGUGACCCCGACUCUCCCAGGCUCUCGUGGGCUCUGUGGAGUGUCUGAAGACUUCUUGUAUUCAUCCAGCACGGAGCAGCAUGGGCAGAUAUGAGGACUGAGUCAGGACUCACUCCUGCUGCCUGCGCAGGGCGAGUGUCUGCCGCCUGCAGACAGCCCUCCAUGCGCGGCUGCAGUUCCAUGACUUCCCGUCAUCCCUGUUCGUCAAGAUUUCCCCCAAACUCUCCCCAUACAUGUUGACAGGGACUGUGGCUGACAUGAGAUGCUGCCGGCCCUUGACAGUGAUCGUUCUUCUCCAUACCUACACAUACUAAAGACCAGCAGCACCCCAAGCCCCACGGCAUGACCCAGUGAUUUACUGAAUUGCACCUUCAAAUGUGGGAGUUCGAGUGUGUCUGCACACCCCGCCCCCAAACGGAGCUGAGUGUUUGAGAAAAUGUUCUCUUCAUCGGGCACAACAGACCUCGCCAGUAGAGGGCGCUGGAGAGAAUCCAAAGUGAAGAGGCCUGUGCUGGGACUGUAAAGCCCAGAGUGUAGGGGGGCGGGGCUACCGGGCAACCGUUCCCCAGCACCCAGACUGCUGGGUGGCAGCAUUCCCCUGGCUCUCCUGUCAACUAUGACUGACUCCUGGCACCCAUGUUACCAGUGGCUCUGUCAUGACUCCAAUACACCAUGGAAAUGUGUGAUUCUUUAUAUUAAACUGUGGCAUUUCCUCCUA
Molecule: messenger RNA, 1538 nt
Organism: Apodemus sylvaticus (European woodmouse)
Lineage: Eukaryota; Metazoa; Chordata; Mammalia; Rodentia; Muridae
Gene: Dmac2
Product: distal membrane arm assembly component 2
Exons: 6
Coding region: 45-818 (257 amino acids)
Source: RefSeq, a predicted model, not a curated record